This is a messenger RNA of Bombus pyrosoma, 746 nucleotides long. RefSeq lists its product as uncharacterized. The record is from RefSeq and is a predicted model, not a curated record. The transcript has 2 exons. Lineage: Eukaryota; Metazoa; Arthropoda; Insecta; Hymenoptera; Apidae. The coding region runs from base 233 to 463 and encodes 76 amino acids.
AAAAAAGUAAAUUAAUUUAAAUAAUGUAAGCGUUGUAUUACUUUCUAAAUGUAAAGUAGGUAAAAACAAAAAACUAAUACACGAUACGUUUGUAAUAUAUUGUUAUAAAUGGGAGCGGGGAAACAAUUGAAGUAGAUCUAUUAGAUACCAUAAAAAAUGUAUCGACCUUUUAUGAUAAAAUACAGCGAGAUAGAAGUACGUUUUCUUAAACUCGAAUAUUUUAACAUAAAAGAUGGCAGAAUUGCAGGAAAUAGAGAAGAAAGCGCGUACCAUUAACGCAAGAUUUAUGGCUUAUUUGGAGAAACAUCGCUUAUACGAACUGUUUUACGAAAUGGCGACUCAAUUAAUGAUCCAAAAACCUGAAGAUCAUCUUGUAUUUAUGAAGCAAUAUCUUCAACUUGCUGCUAAAAGACUCAAUGUUCCUAACAUUAUCCUUAUCGCACCUGCAAACUUUGGUAGAUAGAAUUAUCUUAGAUAGAUUUCCUCGGGUCGCUAUUUUAAAACUUAUUUGCUUGAAUUGGAAAGAAAAAAGAAAAAAUAUUUCAUAUGGACAGAUAGAAUGGCCUUAGCUAAUGUUCUACACGAAGAAUUGGGUGUACAUCCUUUAACCUUGAAAGAUCUUCGUAGAGCUUGCCCUCAGCAUAAUGUAAGCGAAAACAUUCACAGUUUUGUUUUAUCUUUUCAAGAAAUGAACUUUCCCCUAUUAGGAUGAUUGUCAGUGCGAGGAAUCGGAAGAUCUUGCAUAU